GUAGACGACAAGACGCAGAACGCCAUUCUGAUCGACCUCAUCUAUUCGGAGAGGCCCACAUCUCUCUUCAACUUCGGGCUGUCGCUGGACCCGCUGAUGCCCCUGUGGGGCCCGACGGACAUGAUGGAGGAGACGAGGAUGAUGGACCAGAUGAUCACCCUGGACGCCGUGCUCGUCGCCGAUUGCGUGACCCUUGGCAUGGCACGGGUCUGGACCCGUGGUCUUCUGCUGCUGCUGGGCCUGCUGGUGGAGGUAAUGAUCAUAGUUCUUGGGACGAUGCCAAGCGUCCUCGGCGUCAUGCUGACCAUGGCCAUACUCCUGCUGAUCUGCCUGCGAUUCCUGUCUUUCCUUUCAACUCUGAUGCGAAGGAGUUGCUGCUACUUGCGGGUCCUGAUGGUGCCGACCUACCCUGUGCUGGGCGACCUAGUUAUGAUCCUCUUCUCGCCCCUGGUCGUGCACCAGAUUGUUCUCAUGGAAAAGUUGAGGAAGUUUUACCUAGCGAGAUCAAGGGGCCUCCAGCACCCCUUCCUGCCGAAGGAUCUGCUGGUGCUCCAGGCAUUGCUCCAGUUCCUGCUGCUCCUGCCAUUCAGCCUACAGUUGCCGAGUUUUGUCGAGGGCAAGGUUGGGACUUGGCGCUUUAUCAUGAUGCUGACAGUCCCCUACCUGCUGUUCCGCGGCUCAGACCUCGGACCCCUCUUCGUCGUGCCGCUGAUGGGCUCCACCGGCCUGUUCGUCGCCGACUGCGGCUGCGUGGAUCCUGACAAGCUCGCCGGCACUUCAUGGCCGUCAUGGGCGCUGGCUCCCUGGACGCGCUGGGUAGCCUUUCGGGGCAUUGGGCCUGUCGUGGACCUUGCCCCGGCAGGAGUGUGGAUCAAGCGGGAGGGCUCGUUCCCGAGGAGGGCAGGCGCCUGCGGCACGCCGCGGCUCAUGACGAUGGCCACGACGCACGCUGGGCGCUGGCCGAUGUCCGCCGCGCCCUUCGGCCGUGCCGAGGGCAGCGGCUACGAGGUGGAGUGCUUCGGGGCCGGCGACCCGUGUCUGAGCUGGUGGAUCAAUUAUCACCAGGGCUGCGGUUUCAACAUGGUCACGCUCGUGAUUUUGCUCGUUUGUCCGGGGCCUGCAUCGCGACCCACCUCUCUCGCCCCAGCGGGCGCCCAGAUGACGCACGCGCGGGGUUCCGAGAUCCCAUCGGGCGACGAGGGACUGCGGCGCGCUUGGCGAGUCACGCCAGCCCCGCUGCUCGCGCCGGCGGAGGCCUCGCCCGGCGCAGAGAGGCUCGCGGCCCGCACGGGGCCAGCGGGGGGCCCUGUCGUGAGCCAUGACGACGCGACCCCCGAGGAGGAUCCAAGGGCCUUCAAGGAGUUGGGUCGCAAGCUGAGUCUCAUCGAGCGCGGGCAUAGAGGCGAGCCGAAGUCUGGAUCGGGAGCUGCAAACCAGAAGGGGUCCGAAGAUCUUCGCUCCCACCUGGACGGAGCCCGAGGGCCUUCGUCGUCGGAGCACGCGGCCCUCGAGACGCUGACCUCCGACCUUGAGAAGUGCAAAGGCGACGGGGGCGGCCUCGGUCACAGCGACGACGAGGAGAGCGACGAGGAGCGCUGCCCAGAGCUUCGAUCCAUGGCCAGGGCAGCAGACCUCACGGUCGGCGGCGAGCCCGUCGCGAGACCAGACUACCUGCAUUGCCGCCUGAAGGCCCUGCGGAAGACCGUCGAAGGCGGCCGCGCUAGCACGACGGAGCGGCCCACGCUAAUCCCCUUCAACUACGGCGGGCCCAGCUCGUCGGUGGAGGAGGAGCUCGCGGCGGACACCGAGGCAGCCGAGGCGCGCGCGGCGCAGCUGCGGGGCCGCUUGCGCGCGGGAGGCUCGGCGACCUGGGCCCGCCAGGCCGCCGGCCGGAGCGGCGGCAUCGGCUCUGCGGGCAACCCUGCAGCCCCGCGCCGCGGCGGGGGCCCGGACACGGGAGCCGGAGCGGCCCCCGAGAGCGGGGCUGCGGAGGACGCGGCAACGCCACGCGACCAGCCGGGGGAGAGCAGGAAGCCGAUCGAGCAGACGAUCGCCGAGAGCGCCCAUCAGGGCCGCCCGCCGGCGAAGAACGCGGCGCGCGCUGGGGGCCUGCAUGGCCAGGCGGACCGCCCAGGGCCGGCGGCACUCUCGAUGCUCGAGCUGGGCCCGGGCCCGAUGAUCAGCGCGCACGAGGGCCCCCUCAGGGUCGGAGAGUUCAUGAAGAGGAUUACCCGGGCGGUCGCGGCGGCGGCGCGGACAUUCGCUAGAGCCACCUGGCUCAAUUAUUUAUACUUGGGCCAGCUUAGCCGCGACAGGCGGGAGACGGCAGGGAUGCCCCACUGGCCGUCGGAGCUGCAGAAGACCCGGGGCUGCUGCAACAUGGGCGAGGAUUGCCGCGCGCUGCCGCGGAAUCAUGGGGAGUUCGAGUUCGGGUUGCCCGAGGCAGCCAACGUGGGCAGGCUGUUCGACGAUUUGAGUGAGACGGCAGUGGCGCUGGUGGACGCGGGGUCAACAAUAGCGGACGUCAGCGGCACCCAUGCCAAUGGCACGGGGGCGGACGGAGCGAAGGGAAACGAGUUCACCUCCUGCGUGGUGGCCUGGCCGUUAUUUGGCCUCAGGGUCGGCGAGAAGGCAUCGGAACGCGGCCUGCCUCGCGUCGCGCAGCCCUCAGAGGUCAAGGAUCUGCUGGGCGAGGCCGCCGAGUUCCCGCGGAAGUCCGUGCGA
Molecule: messenger RNA, 2724 nt
Organism: Prorocentrum cordatum
Lineage: Eukaryota; Dinophyceae; Prorocentrales; Prorocentraceae
Source: the annotation of a GenBank genome assembly